GGAAGACGAAGCAGAAGGAGGAGAAAGAGAAGAAGAGGAACCAGACCAGGGCGGACCGAAGGGGGCCAGAAACUCACCAGGUAUGGCGGCGGUGUUGCCGAGAACCCUGGGUGAGCUGCAGCUCUACAGGAUCCUGCAGCGAGCAAACCUGCUCUACUACUACGAGGCGUUCAUCCAGCAGGGCGGCGACGACGUGCAGCAGCUGUGCGAGGCCGGCGAGGAGGAGUUCCUGGAGAUCAUGGCCCUCGUCGGCAUGGCCAGCAAGCCGCUGCACGUGCGCCGCCUGCAGAAGGCGCUGCGCGACUGGGUCACCAACCCGGCCAUCUUCAACCAGCCGCUCACCUCGCUGCCCGUCUGCAGCAUCCCCGUCUACAAGCUGCCCGAGGGCUCGCCCACGCUGCUCAGCGCUCAGGACCGAGCCAACACCGCCAGCGUCAAGAUGCCCAAGGCCGUCGCAGCCGCCUGCUCAGAUCCAGGGAAGCUGGACGUGGCGCGGGACAAAGUGUCGGCCGGGUCGCCCCUGCAGGGCGGCAGCGAGGCGCGGUUCUGGUCGGGCCACAGCAACGACAGCGAGCACAGCCUGUCCCCGUCAGACCUCGGCUCCCCGUCCUCACCCAGAGACGCUCUGGAGGCUCUGGAUGCUGCGGCUGUCCAGUCCGUCCUGGAGUGCGUGGACCGGAUGGCGCCUGGACUCCCUAAGACAGAUCUGACCGAGGUCAAAGAGCAGCUGAAGAACAACAAAAAGCUCGCCAAGAUGAUCGGACACAUCUUCGAAAUGAGCGACGAUGACCCGCGGAGGGAGGAGGAGAUCCGUAAAUACAGCGCCAUCUACGGACGCUUUGACUCCAAGAGGAGGGACGGCAAACACCUGACUCUGCACGAGCUGACGGUGAACGAGGCGGCGGCUCAGCUCUGUAUGAGGGACAUGGCUCUGCUGACACGUCGGGACGAGCUGUUCGGACUCGCCCGGCAGAUUUCCAGAGAGGUCACCUACAAAUACACCUACCGCACCAGCAAGUCUCGCUGUGGAGACAGAGACGAGCCGUCCCCCAAAAGGAUAAAAACAGAGGAGAACUUCUUCGACAUCCAGGAGGCGCUGCAGGCCAUCCACAUGAGGCAGGAGAUGCUGAGGGAGCAGCUGGCCUGCGCCAAGUUGAAAGGAGAGGAAACGGUCGGGCGAAAUCUGCAGAUGCAGCUGGAGCGUCUGCUGGCGAGGCAGAUGGAGAUCCUGCAGGACGCCGCCGUUCAGGAGCGACUCCAGGCUCUGGACUGGAGGAUCCCCCCCGCCGCUUUAAAGUACCUCAACGACGCCCAGAACACUAACGGAGCCGCCGCCGACGCCAGCAGAGACAACCAAGACGAACGUCCGAUCAACUUGCGGGUGGUUAGUCAAAGCAUGCAGGAAGGCGACCUCCCAUUGGGCAAGCAGCUAGCCAAUGAACUGAAGCGUCAUCACAAUAGCAACCACAACAACAACAACAACAACAACAACACAGACGAGACCAAAACACCAGCAACAGAAAACGGGACGUCGCAGCGGGCGACCAGCAACGCAGAGAAGAAGAUCAUCAAGUCAGAGCCCGAAGACUCCACAUAG
Molecule: messenger RNA, 1597 nt
Organism: Seriola dumerili (greater amberjack)
Lineage: Eukaryota; Metazoa; Chordata; Actinopteri; Carangiformes; Carangidae
Gene: nab1
Product: NGFI-A binding protein 1
Exons: 8
Coding region: 83-1597 (504 amino acids)
Biological process (GO): negative regulation of DNA-templated transcription
Cellular component (GO): nucleus
Molecular function (GO): transcription factor binding; transcription coregulator activity
Source: RefSeq, a predicted model, not a curated record